AGGAAAGAGCAAGAGCACACGGGAGAGCAAGCAAGCUUGACAUGUGGAGCAAACUGAGCAGACAUAACAGCAGCUCUACAUACUGACAGGGAGCUAAAGGUGAUCUGGUUUCUGCCACACUGGAGAUGUCGAUAACAUCACAAAUGGAUCUACCUGAAGAGAUUCAGCAUCCAUAUGCAAAAUUUUCUGAAUGGAAAUUCAAGCUGUUUAAAGUGAGACCAUUUCAAAAAGCACCUUCUGAUAAAAGCCAAUGCAUAAACAAGGAUCAAGAACAAGAGGUAGCUUCUACAGACAAAAACAUCGUACUGCAUAAAGAUGAAGAAGUUCCAAGAGGAGAAAAGUUAAUUCUGACACAGAUGGACUUCAUGGGCAACACGCAAGCACUUGAGAAAGAUGUCAAUGACAUGAAAAUACAAGACAACACAAUUCACCAGAACAACCUGAAGCAACUUUGCCGCAUCUGUGGAGCUUCAUUUAAAACUGAUUGCUACAAGAGAACUCAUCCAGUACAUGGACCAGUAGAUGAUGAAACUCUGUGGCUUCUGAGAAAGAAAGAGAAAAAAGCAACCUCUUGGCCAGAUCUUAUUGCAAAAGUUUUCAAGAUUGAUGUGAGAGGGGAUGUUGACACUAUCCAUCCCACUCGAUUUUGUCACAACUGCUGGAGUAUUAUCCACAGGAAAUUCAGUAAUACUCCAUGUGAAGUUUAUUUUCCUAGGAACAGCACGAUGCAGUGGAAGCCCCACUCUACAAACUGUGAAGUGUGCCACGCUCCCAGCCGGGGAGUCAAGAGAAAAAGCCAACCAUCCAAUGUAAUACAUGGCAAACGUGUGAAAAUCAUUGCAGAACGUGCUCGAGUUAACAAAGGCAUAAAGAAUCAAGUGCUGAUAAAUAACAAAAAGGUAAUGAAAGAGAUUACCAACUGCAAGAACAGACAUCUCAGCACCAAGCUUCUUGCAGUUGAUUAUCCAGCAGAUUUCAUUAAAUCCAUCUCUUGCCAGAUCUGUGAGCAUAUUUUGGCAGACCCAGUGGAAACAACAUGUAGACACUUGUUUUGCAGAGCUUGCAUUCUCAGUUGCAUCAAAGUUAUGGGCAGCUAUUGCCCCUCCUGCUGGUAUCCUUGUUUCCCUACUGAUCUGGUAACCCCAGUGAAAUCCUUCCUGAACAUCCUUGAUAGCCUGAGCAUAAGAUGCCCUGUACCAGAAUGUGAUGAAGAGAUCUUGCAUGGAAAAUAUGGCCAACACUUCUCUAACCACAAGGAGAUGAAAGAUAAAGAGCUCUAUAACCCCAUAAAUAAAGGUGGUCGACCAAGGCAGCAUCUUCUGUCUUUGACCAGAAGAGCUCAGAAACAUCGUCUGAGAGAACUGAAACGUCAAGUCAAGGCUUUUGCUGAGAAAGAAGAAGGUGGUGAUAUAAAGGCUGUAUGCAUGACUUUGUUCCUGCUAGCUUUAAGAGCAAAAAAUGAGCACAAGCAAGCAGAUGAAUUGGAGGCUAUAAUGCAAGGCAAAGGAUCUGGACUUCAUCCUGCUGUUUGCCUGGCAAUCCGAAUCAACACAUUUCUCAGCUGUAGCCAAUAUCACAAAAUGUACCGAACUGUAAAAGCUGUCACUGGGAGGCAGAUUUUCCAGCCACUGCAUGCUCUUCGCACUGCCGAGAAAGCCCUCUUACCAGGUUAUCAUCCUUUUGAAUGGAAACCUCCAUUGAAAAAUGUAUCCACUAACACAGAAGUGGGAAUUAUAGAUGGACUAUCAGGACUACCCCUCUCGAUUGAUGACUACCCAAUAGACACAAUUGCAAAGAGAUUUCGAUAUGAUACAGCCUUGGUUUCUGCUUUAAAGGACAUGGAGGAAGAAAUCUUGGAGGGCAUGAAGGCAAAAAAUCUGGAUGACUAUCUGAAUGGUCCCUUCACUGUGGUAGUAAAAGAGUGCUGUGACGGAAUGGGAGAUGUCAGCGAGAAGCAUGGAAGUGGUCCUGCGGUCCCAGAGAAGGCUGUACGCUUUUCAUUUACAGUCAUGAACAUUGCUAUAGACCAUGGGAAUGAAAGGAUAAGGAUCUUUGAAGAAGUAAAGCCCAAUUCAGAGCUGUGUUGCAAACCCUUGUGCCUUAUGCUGGCUGAUGAAUCAGACCAUGAAACUCUGACAGCAAUCCUGAGCCCUCUCAUAGCAGAAAGAGAAGCUAUGAAGAACAGUGAACUGCUUCUUGAAAUGGGAGGCAUCCUGAGAACAUUCAAAUUCAUCUUUCGAGGUACAGGCUAUGAUGAGAAACUUGUAAGGGAAGUGGAAGGGCUGGAGGCCUCAGGUUCCACUUAUAUCUGUACCCUCUGUGAUGCAACCCGCCUAGAGGCCUCUCAGAAUUUGGUCUUCCACUCCAUCACCAGGAGCCACGCUGAAAAUCUGGAGCGAUAUGAAAUAUGGAGGUCCAACCCAUAUCACGAAUCUGUUGAUGAGCUCCGUGACAGAGUGAAGGGUGUUUCAGCCAAACCUUUUAUAGAGACUGUUCCCUCCAUUGAUGCAUUGCACUGUGACAUUGGCAACGCAACAGAAUUUUACAGAAUUUUCCAGAUGGAGAUUGGUGAAGUCUAUAAGAAUCCUGAUGCAUCUAAAGAGGAAAGGAAGAGGUGGCAGUUGACUCUUGACAAACAUCUCAGGAAGAAGAUGAAAUUAAAACCUAUGAUGAGGAUGAGUGGGAACUUUGCUAGGAAGCUCAUGUCCAGAGAAACAGUAGAGGCAGUGUGUGAAUUAAUAAAGUGUGAGGAAAGGCAUGAAGCCCUAAAAGAACUAAUGGACCUUUAUCUGAAAAUGAAACCAGUAUGGCGAUCUUCGUGCCCUGCCAAAGAGUGUCCAGAAUUGCUGUGCCAGUACAGCUACAAUUCACAGCGUUUUGCUGAGCUCCUGUCUACAAAGUUCAAAUACAGAUAUGAGGGCAAGAUUACCAAUUAUUUUCACAAAACCCUUGCUCAUGUACCUGAAAUCAUUGAAAGAGAUGGGUCCAUUGGUGCUUGGGCAAGUGAAGGAAAUGAGUCUGGAAACAAACUAUUCAGGAGAUUCCGAAAAAUGAAUGCCAGGCAGUCCAAAUUCUAUGAAAUGGAGGAUGUCUUAAAGCAUCACUGGCUAUAUACUUCUAAGUACCUCCAGAAGUUCAUGAAUGCUCAUAAAACGUUAAGAAGUCAGGGCUUCGUGAUUGAUCCAGACGAUGGGUCAGGUGAUUCUUUGCCACCGGAGAUCUCUUUGGAAAGCAGUGAUUCAGUGGAACUCUAAAUGUAAAAUACAUUUGGUGUUGGGUUUGUGAUACUCCCUCUGAGUGGAGACAGCUUCCUUUUCAGGCCUCUAGAGGUACAGGGAAGAUUGAAGCUUUCAUUUUUAUACUCCCUUUUAAAGGUGCUGAAUGGAAUUUAAUGAAAUGCCAUGUCUGUUGGAAGCUUUGAACAGAAGCAAUGCAGUGGUACAUUUACCAGUUGUUAUGUGAGAGGGAAGUGGAAACAAAUUGCAAAGAAGGACCAUGAAUUUAUUUUGGUCUCAGAGUGUUGUUUAUAAGUGAGAAAGACAAAGUAAACAAGGUUUUAUAUAGAACAGUAUUUUGGAAUGAAUAUAAUACUGGAAAGUUAUGACACUUGCUGAAAAAUUGAGAAUGGCUAUUUGUUCUGUUUGCAUUUUAUGAGCUAUUUUGCUAUUUACUUUUCAAGAGGGUUUGAUUAUUUUAUUGAUGGCUUUUCGGCUUUUAUAAGUCAAGAUUCGCCAGUGAUAUAGUUAGGUAAUUGUUUUGGGAUGAACAAAGUUUGGGUAUUUUUACACAAUAUACUGACUAAAGAUACAAACUUUGAUCUCAAACAUUUAAAACAUUUAAUGUUUAGGUUGUAGCUCUGCUUAGGAGCAGGUGGUGGUAUCAGUAAUAUCAUGCUGAUUUACUAUAUGAAGAUAAAAGAAGGGUAGCUAUAAUUUUUUAAAGAUAUUUUUAUUGUAGCACAUUUACUCUAAAAUGCAAACCUGUGCUUGUGCACCUAAAUCGGCAUUACAGUGUCCUGUGCUCUCACCAUACAAAGCACAUUUAAGCUCUGCUGUGCAGCUUGUUGCUUCAUACAAAUUUUAGAUUUUGAUGGUGACUUCAUUAUGUGGCAUACUUGUACCAAUUUAAUCUUACUGGGUAAAUUCCUGGCCUUACUGAAGUCACCACUAAAUUGUCGUUGAAUGCAAGCUCACAAUUUCACCAGGUGACAAAAAGUCAUAGCAGACCCAUUUUUCAGGAGAUGGAUGUUAACUUUAUCAGGUACAUGUCAGUGUUCUGGUCUUCUCUAUUAAAUAGUUCCGUUACCAUUUCUGAUAUGCUCUAACUCUAUCUAAUACUGAGCUUUUUCUCAUCUAGGAAAUGUCACUUAUUUCAUUUUCUAGAUACGUAAAAUGGGAAGAAUGAUGUUUAUUAACCUGAAGGAUAGUUUGCAUAAAGGCAUAGUGAAAAGAACUAUUAGCUGCCUUGAAAUUACUGUAUAGUGUAUUUUACAUUAUUACAACAAUAUUUAGUUAGCAUUCCUCGUAUUUUAAACCUUCGGGAGCACCAUUAUGUUGGUAGUAUUUGCCUUUCUGAAGUGUUAUUGCUAUAUGACUGAAAGCUGCUUAGAUCAGAUGAGAUUGCACCAGUAGCUCUUGUGGAUAACGUUGGUUAAAAUGGAUAAAAGGAUUUAAAAGUUAAUGUGUGUAAACCAUGAGAUUUGGAAACUAAAUUAUUUCUGGACAUAUCACCAGUGCAGAUGAACAAGUCUAGACCUUCAUUCUGCAGUGUUCAAACACAAGCUUAAAUUCAAGUGUGUGACUCAACCACUGAAUGCAUGCAUGCAUACAUAAUGUAAGCAUUUAGUGGUAGCUUACAUCUAAAAAAAAAAUUAAAUGUUAAAAUUAUGUGGAUUUUAUUCAGUGACAUAGGCAAGAAAUAUACUCAGAAAUAUCUGAGAUAUCCCUAAGUCACCCAGCCUUUCACAUUAGUACCUGUAGCUAGGGCACAACUGUGUCUGAAGAAAUACUUCAGAAACAAGAUUAAAUGCACAAAGAAUCAAAAGCACGGAUCUAAAAAACCCACACUUUGUGUUUUUAUUUUUAUGUGGCAGGAGUUGGUUUGUGAGUGUAAGGGAACAACAAACUUGAAGGACUACUGGUCUGAGGUUUCUGUUAGUAAUGUCUUGCUCUUGUUACUUACUAAAUCUUUGAGGGUCUGGUAUUUACUAUUUAUGAAUUAUGAAGAAAUAGUGCUAAGUGUUGGUAGCAAGUAUAAAAAUUAAUCAUAUUCUGAUAAUGCCUUUCUUUUGAUUAUUUUAAAUCCCAUUUUAAGGUAGUUUGUAACUUAGGAUUUAGUUUUAAUAGUGUUUUUUUAAAUAUAGUUUAACACUGUGUCAAAAUUUGAGGCUAGAAAUAAUGUCUUUUGCUUACAGCACUUCAUUUUCUAAGCAGUCACAAGAACAGCAGUCUUUUGUAUGGUUUACCAUGUACAUCUGCACUUACUGAGUGUUCAUUUCUACACUAAAUUAUUUCUUUCAGUUCUUUGAAUAAAACAAGUACUUCCCAUAGAGCAUAAAUGCCAGGUUUACAUAAGUAUCAUUUUUUACUAAUAAAUGCAGACAAGUACAACUGUUUCCCAUGGAGUAUAAGUACCAGCAGUAUGGCAAAGAAUAUACUUUAGCAGUAAAUGCAGGCACGCUUUGUAUUUUUGGUACACUAUAUUUCAUUAUGCAAAUAGUUGCACACUUUUUUGUUCAGUUGUAUACCUAUUUAGGGCAAUUGUAUUACCUUAGUUUUCAUUCUUCCUCUGCUUGGAUAGCCUAAGGCAUAGUUUAAUAGUCCUGACUGAGCUCAUGGUGAUUUUCACCUCAUUUAAGUGGUAUAUGUUGCUUUUGCACAAGAGUGAAUUUCUCACAGAAAUAAUCUCAACCUGUUUCUCACACUGCAUACGCACCACUGGAGACCAGCCAGACUUUGGUCAUUUUGCACACAUAAUCUCAGUGAUUUCACUGACAUUUUCAAAUUCCAAAUUAACACGCUGCUUACAUAAGAGCAAGCGAUUUGUCCCGCUCCAUUCAAAAGAAUUGGGUACAUUUCAUCCAUAUAUGUCUGAUUUCUCACUAUGAACUCAUGAACUCAUCAGGCUGAACAGUGCAUGGGCUGGGACACAGGCAGGCAGGAGGAUAAGGAAGUAUUCCUUUGUGAAAUACUAUGGAGCCAUCAAAACACAUUUCACAUCCCACCAGCUAUGGGCAGAACAAUUGACACAGGUGAUUGUUAAUAUUUUCUUUAUCCUUUUCUUUAGGCUUGGAUCUACUUUAAUCUUUUUUUCCCUGUUGUUGACAUUCUGUGUAAAUCAAAAGACUCUUCGAGAGUUUUGAACUCAUUAAAACAAACAGAACUGAAAGGGUAGGUACCUGCAAGUGGGGCUUUGUAAACAGGAAUAAAAUAACAAUGCUGCAUGCAUCCCAGAGAAAACACAUUUUGACUGCAGACAGGCGCAUCAUUUGUUUACUCAGCCCAUUGUUAAGCUUUUUGGUUUUGAAGAGGCUUUAGAAAAGUGGAGACGCUUUUAUUCAUGGUACUCUCUCAAACCUUCAGAUUUUCUACGCUAAUACUUUGUAAAAAUCUGUCAGUAAUUACUUCAAGGUGAAUGCUUUUCCUUUUUUGAAAGUUUAUUGACUGUAUUCUGUAUACAAUGACAUUAUGUAUCUUGUUUUGUUAGUUUUAUUCAAGGGCUUCAGACUACGAAUUGCCUUGUUAUGAAAUGAUGUGAAUAUAAGAGGAGUCUUGACUGUGGUCUCACAUGUUUUGUCCUCACAGGAAUAAUGCUAUUGACUCUAAGCAAAGCAGCGCUGACUUUUACUCA
This is a messenger RNA of Lagopus muta (rock ptarmigan), 6849 nucleotides long. RefSeq names its product recombination activating 1 (gene RAG1). The record is from RefSeq and is a predicted model, not a curated record. Gene Ontology annotation, biological process: V(D)J recombination; adaptive immune response; pre-B cell allelic exclusion. Gene Ontology annotation, molecular function: sequence-specific DNA binding; double-stranded DNA endonuclease activity; metal ion binding. NCBI's taxonomy places the organism in Eukaryota, Metazoa, Chordata, Aves, Galliformes, Phasianidae. The transcript has 2 exons. Gene Ontology annotation, cellular component: endodeoxyribonuclease complex; nucleus; DNA recombinase complex. The coding region runs from base 126 to 3254 and encodes 1042 amino acids.